Nicotiana attenuata is the source of this 1707-nucleotide messenger RNA. RefSeq lists its product as uncharacterized. The transcript has 4 exons. The record is from RefSeq and is a predicted model, not a curated record. NCBI's taxonomy places the organism in Eukaryota, Viridiplantae, Streptophyta, Magnoliopsida, Solanales, Solanaceae. Gene Ontology annotation, molecular function: zinc ion binding. The coding region runs from base 1 to 1707 and encodes 568 amino acids.
AUGGAGCUUAUACCGAUAACAUCAGAUAGAAUUGAAGAAAUUGCUGAAACUUCUAGUGCUUCUCAGAAAUCAAGAAAAAACUUGGAGAUAAACCAGAAAGUUGAAUUCACUUUUGUUAGAUCAUGUUCAAAGAGAUACGAACUGAAAUGCAUCGUAGAGAAAUGUGGUUGGAAUGUACGUGCUACCAGAAUAAAAAAUUCCACACUAUUCAGGGUGAUAAAAUAUCAUAACAACCAUGAAUGCUCGAUUGAUGCAAGAAAAUCAGAUCAGAAGCAUGCUACAUCAAAUUUUAUAAGUGAACAAAUUAUAGAACACGUGCGAAACAAAAAGAUAGAGGUUACACCCGCCUUUGGAGAAAAUAAAAUGAAAAAGAAAUUUGGAAUUGACAUUGGUUAUCACAAGGCAUGGCGCGCUAUUCAAAAAGCAAUUGCUUGCAUAAGGGGAACACCGGAAGAGAACUACCAGAUUCUUCCUUCAUACCUACACAUGAUGGUGCAAAAAAACCCAGGAACGUACACAAGCAUAAAAAGAGAUGAGCAAAAUAGAGCCAUUAUUGCAGUAGAUGCAAUGUUUUUAAAGUCAAAAUAUUAUGGUGUUCUAUUUGUUGCUGUAUCAAAGGAUGCAAACAAUCAAAUCGUUCCUCUAUCUUUUGGUAUAGCAGAGUCAAAAAACAAUGAGGCAUACAUUUGGUUCUUCGGGGAAAUGAGAAAAGCAGUUCAAGUCCGUCGUGAACUGGUUUUCUUGUCAGAUAGAAACCAAUCGAUCGCAAAUGGGAUUAGAAAAGUUUAUCCUGAAGCUCACCAUGGUAUCUGCCUCUAUCACUUUGAGAAAAAUUUAAAGCAAAGACAUGCAAAAGCCACGGUAAUAAAUCUUUUUCAAAGUGCUGCAAGGUCAUACAAACGUGAAGAUUUUAAUCAGUUGAUGUCCCAACUCAAAAGUGUUGACAAGAAAACAUAUAAUUACAUAAUGGAAGAGCCUCCAGAGAGAUGGGCUCGAUCGUGGUUCCUACGGCGACGUAUGCUAACAACAAACAUGGUAGAAUCAAUGAAUUCCGUUUUACUAAAAGCGAGAGAGAUGCCUAUUUUAAGAAUGUUAGAUUUCAUCCAAAAAAAGUUGGGAGAGUGGUUUUACGAACGGAGAAAAAAAGCAAAUGAAACUUUUCACAAGGUAUCAAUAUGGGCAGAAGAAGAGAUGACUAAGAAGAUGGACUUGGCUUGCAAAAUAUUUGUGUUCAACCUUGAUUCAAUGUUGUUUAGAAUAAAUAGUGAAGGAAUCGAAUUUAUUGUGGACUUAAAGAAGAGAACUUGUGACUGCUUGGAAUUCCAACUUGAUGAAUUGCCCUGUCCACAUGCAAUUGCUGCUAUUAAUAAGAGAUAUUUGCAGAAAUCUAAUUACUGCUCAAAUUGGUAUUCAAAGAAAACAUGGUUGAAAACAUAUGAAGGACAUGUGAAUACCGUGGGACAUCAAAAAUCAUGGGAUAUUCCACAAAAUGUAGAACCUGAUAUCACAAAACCUUCCGAUGUAGAGAUUUUACAAGGAAGAAGACAAAAGAAGAGGCAUAUCCCUGCGACUGAAUCAGUACCAUUGAAGUCUACCAAAUGCAGUCGAUGCAAACAAGUUGGGCAUAACAAAACAACUUGCUUGUCUUCUCCAGCACUUCAUCCAUAUUCCAAGAAACACACUGAAAAAUACUCCAACCUUCAAUAA